CGAGAACUUUAGGCAGACGUUUCGGUGUUCUAAGCGAAAAAAGAAGCCAGUGAUUGGAUGUGGAACAAUGAACAACAGCCCCAAGGAUCCCUAUCGUGGUGGCCCCCAGGAUGGUGGCGCAUCGGCGGGCGUGUCCAUCAGCAUCGACAUCAGCGACGACAAUGACUCAACCACAGCGGAGCACGACUUCCUUCUGCCCGCCUCCUCUUCGUCGGGGACAUCUGGAGGAGGCGGUGGAGGAGGAGGCCCGGGGGGAUCGGCUAAUACUAGCAUCAACCUGGAGCACGGCCACGUACCCACAGCUCGUAGUAGCAGUCUAAGCGGAGGCAAUAACCGCCAUGGCAACAUCCUGUCCACAUUUUUGGCACGUCAGCGAUCCUAUACUCCGGCCAGCAACAGUAGCUCCCCCGUCCGGGUGACCACUCAAAUGAACCGUCGAUUGCAACAGUCCCGCAGCAUGGGUGCUAACAAUGGUGGUAGUAUGGAGGAGCCUUCGGGAGCAGGAGCCCCCGGUGGGCCAGGAGCAUCGCCCGGAACUGCAGCAGGUGUAAGGCAAUUGGGCUUUUGGCGCGUUAAUCUCAACGAUGUGUUCUCCCUGUCCACGGCUCCAUCAACGGAGGCUUUGCGCUCCUUCAUUACACAUUCCAAUUUUAGAUAUCCUCCCUCUGCUGCUGCAACAUCAGUGGCAUCAGGAGCUCAGCCAUCAGCUAAUCCUGUAGACAAUUCGCACAUAUUGCUCAGCCAGCAGCAGCCAUCGCUACCGGAACCAGUCAGUCCUCUGCGACUUAGCCGCGUUGGAGGAGCUGUAGGACCCAGUGGAGCUGGAGCAAUGGGCAGGAGCAUCUCCUUGCGCGAGGGAGAGAUGCGGCACAAUAACAGCCUUAACGGAGGACGACACAAUGCUAGUGUCAUAGGAUUAAACAGCAAUCCGGUGGCCUUCGAGGAAUACGAGCCUAAUGAUACCCAGGAUUUAGGCGAAGGCGGUGGUAAUGGAGAUAACGGAGGCGGCGCAGGAGGUGGCAAUCAACCAGAACCCCCAGAAAAUCAACCUGAAGAUGAGCACCACAUAUCUGAUGACAUGGUGGUGCAGAUCCUCAGCCAUUUUGUACGCUAUCUGCCGCUAAUCUUCAUUCUGUUCAUUAAGUUCAUACACGACCACUUGUUGGGCAUUGUUGAUCUACUCGUGCUCCAGACGGUUAUGUACAAUGUAAACCGGUCAGUGCGGGACCAGGUGGCUCGAUUGGCUCAAAAGAACUACGCUGUGAUGGUGAGAGAUGCUUGCCUUGUAGUUGUGGUGGUCGCAUUGCGUCUGUUCCUGGCCACUGCACCGCCAGAUCCAAUUGGCCUGAUUGUGCCGCCGCCCAGGAAAGCCUUUACCUUGGAAAUUUCUGGCCUGCAUUCUCACACGAGCUCCGAGGGAAGCAAGAUGUUGACUGCCAAUCCCACCACGUCAUCGGAAACUCUAAAGGCCUCCAUCACCACGGAUACGUAUGACGCCCUCAAGGUCAUCCCCCUGGGCAUGUUGCUUUACUACAUAGCUGUGAGCGAUCUCAUAAUAAAGCUGCUAACAAUGCUGAUCAAACUUAUAAUUACCAUGCUGCCGCACCAUUUGAUGAGACUCAAAGUGCGGGCACGUCUAUAUGUGUUGGUAGAGUACAUUUCACAAUUCUACCGAGCGUUGACACCCAUUACACAAUGGUUCAUGUUUCUGUACGAGUCCUAUUCUGGCUUGGAGGUGGUAUCCGGAGGACUGUUCUCCGCUUUGUACCUAGGUGCCAAGAUAUUCGAGCUGGUAGAGCGCGCCAAGUCGCUUAAGAAAGCCAUUGUAACCUUCAGAAAAAAUAUUGACUCUGAGCGACCGCCGACCAAAGACGAACUGGAUGCCGCGGGCGCCCUGUGUCCAAUCUGCCAUGACGCCUUCAACACACCAACUGUGCUGGAGUGCGGCCACAUCUUCUGUGAUGAGUGCGUCCAGACCUGGUUCAAGCGCGAACAGACCUGUCCAAUGUGCAGGGCGAAGGUCAGCGAUGAUCCCGCCUGGCAGGACGGCAGCACCACCUUCUUCCAUCAGUUGUACUAGCUACGCCACCAAAGAAAUUUCCACGGAUUUCGCGUGUACAUAUAUGUAGUCGCUAGCUAGCCUUUUGUUUAAUUAAACUGACAGUUAUUAAUUAUUACUACAA
This is a messenger RNA of Drosophila eugracilis, 2183 nucleotides long. RefSeq names its product E3 ubiquitin-protein ligase RNFT1. Gene Ontology annotation, molecular function: ubiquitin protein ligase activity. The record is from RefSeq and is a predicted model, not a curated record. The coding region runs from base 68 to 2080 and encodes 670 amino acids. The transcript has 3 exons. Gene Ontology annotation, biological process: positive regulation of ERAD pathway. Lineage: Eukaryota; Metazoa; Arthropoda; Insecta; Diptera; Drosophilidae.